Molecule: messenger RNA, 1738 nt
Organism: Cucumis melo (muskmelon)
Lineage: Eukaryota; Viridiplantae; Streptophyta; Magnoliopsida; Cucurbitales; Cucurbitaceae
Product: tRNA (carboxymethyluridine(34)-5-O)-methyltransferase
Exons: 3
Coding region: 255-1430 (391 amino acids)
Biological process (GO): tRNA wobble uridine modification
Cellular component (GO): nucleus; cytoplasm
Molecular function (GO): tRNA binding; S-adenosylmethionine-dependent methyltransferase activity
Source: RefSeq, a predicted model, not a curated record
AUGUAGAGUGAAAUUAGGGCACUUCAUCCUCUUCACUUGACGACGAAGACCACCAACCAACCAACCAACCACUUGAAGAAGCUCCCAUUGCGAGAUUUGUGCCUCCAUCUUCUCUUCUUCUUUCUUCUCCUUUUCCCAAUCACGAACUAGAUUCCACAAUCUCAACCUUCCAUUUCUUUUUCUUUCUAAUCUUUGAGCUCAAUCAUGCCCCCACGCCGUACUUGAGAGCUAUCGGUACACCUAACUGAACUUUUAUGCUUCAAUCUUUUGAUUGUGCUUCAAGAGUGAGCAAACACUUCUGUCAUAGUUGCAAGAUCUUGGGUUUAUCCUCUGUUGUAAGUGGUAGCGGCCAUCAUUUUAGACUUAAUUGUACUAUGAAAGAGAUUAAAGUCAAGGGUGGUUCUAAUGCAGAUCCUCAUCCAUUGAAUGAUGAAACGCAUACACAACUGUCUUGUGCUAUUCAGGGAUGUUCAGCGUCAAAUGUGCAGUGCACCCCUGAAAUCGAAAAAAAGUAUGUGCAUCGUGUUUAUGAUGCCAUUGCACCCCACUUUAGUUCCACUCGAUAUGCAAAGUGGCCCAAAGUUGCAUCAUUCUUAUCCUCAUUACCUCUAGGGUCUCUCGUCUUGGAUGCUGGCUGUGGUAAUGGAAAGUACUUGGGUUAUAAUCCCAAUUGCUCUUUUAUUGGAUGUGAUAUUAGUGCCCAACUUAUCAAAAUUUGUAAUGAACGGGGCCACGAAGUUUUGGUGGCUGACGCCGUAAAUCUUCCUUACAGAACUGGUUUUGGUGAUGCAGCCAUUUCUAUAGCUGUAUUACAUCAUCUAAGUACUGAGAACAGGAGGAAGAAAGCAAUUGAAGAAUUAAUACGCGUUGUCAAAAAAGGUGGCCUGGUUUUAAUAACAGUCUGGGCUGUUGAGCAGGAGGACAAAUCUUUAUUGACGAAAUGGAUGCCACUUUCAGAGAAGUAUGUUGAAGAGUGGGUUGGACCUGGUAGUCCUCGCGUUCGUAGUCCAUCAUCAGUGGCACUUGAAAGUAUUCCUGAAAUGAAUGAAAAUAAUUCAGGUAUUUGUCUAAGGGAUUCUAAAGAAAACUUGACUGGAAGCAUACCAGAAAAUAAACCUCUACACUCGCAAAGUGAAAAUGAUUUGGCGAAUUGCAACCACGAAAACUUAUUGAAGACCCAACAAGAGUAUUUUGUCCCAUGGCACUUACCUUAUCAUCGUGCAGAAGUGAGUGGCACGUCUGCCAGUGCCCUUGCUAGUGGUUUGGCAAAAAAAGAUGAUAAGAAAGCAGCUGUUGUGUAUAGCAGAUACUAUCAUGUUUUCAGUGAAGGCGAACUUGAAGGGUUGAUUUCUGGUAUGGACAAUGCUGUAGUAGUCGAUCGUUUUUAUGACAAAUCAAACUGGUGUAUAGUUCUUGAGAAGAUUGUGUGAGUAUUUAAACGGGUUCAUUGCCACAAUGAAGAUAUGAUUCGAGCAUGUCUGCCUGCUGUGCGAACUCAAGUCAGGCUUUCAAAAUAACUGGCCCUGCUAAAGUAAGCUGCUACCUCAGCUUUGUUCGUAUCGUCCAGUAAAAGUGUGGAGAUGGAAGAUCUGCCGGCUCUCUUGGAGAAAAUGCACGCACUGUAAGGAUUUUCGAUUGUAUUGUGAUGAAUAAUUCGCUGGAUUGUCCUUUGGUUCAGUUGUAGAUUAUUUUCAUUGAAAAAGAUCGGCUUCUUUCUAAUAAAAACUUGUUUUUACCA